Euleptes europaea (tarantolino) is the source of this 537-nucleotide messenger RNA. RefSeq lists its product as uncharacterized. NCBI's taxonomy places the organism in Eukaryota, Metazoa, Chordata, Lepidosauria, Squamata, Sphaerodactylidae. The record is from RefSeq and is a predicted model, not a curated record. Bases 1 to 537 code for a protein of 178 amino acids. The transcript has a single exon.
AUGAAACAGGAAGACAACACACAAGAGCUGUCACCAGACAAUGUGUAUCGUAAAGCUUUGGGUAAACUUCUUUAUAUUAGCACACUGUCUAGACCGGAUAUUGGUUCAGCUGUGGGCAUACUGUGUAGAAAGACUGCUUUACCAACUAACAAAGACUGGAAUGCUGUUAGGAGACUUGUUAGGUACCUAAAGGGUACUGCAUAUUAUAAGCUUAAGCUGCCAGCUAAUGAAAGGCCUAAACUUGUGGUAUAUGUAGAUGCAGACUGGGGUGGAGACAUGAAAAGCAGAGAGUGCACCAGAGUACACAUAUUUUUCUAUGGAGGUGGAGCCAUAAGCUGGCUGAGCAAGAAGCAAGACAUCAUAGCACUGUCCAGCACAGAGGCUAAGUACGUGUCAGCAGCACAAGGGUGCCAAGAAAUACAGUGGCUACGCAGAUUGCUAACAGACUUAGGCAUGGAUACAUCUGAACCCACAGAGGUGAAAAAAGACAAUCAGAGCUGCAUAUCCCUAGCAGAACAGGAAGAUAUAAACAUGUGA